UCCUCAAUGUCGGGAACAAUGACGAGGACACGGAUAUUGCUACAGGUGGCCUGUGCUGCGGUGCUGUUCUCCCACGGGCUGUCUUCAUCAACAACAUUAAGGAAGCGACAAAGAUUCCCAACGUCAAGAAGUGACCUACGAUGCCUGCAAUGUGACCAUGUGUCUGACCCGGCUGAUUGCGAAGUCUACAGCAUAUGUGGCCAUGGCGAGAUUUGCUUCACUCGGGAGAUAAUAGAUCACCAUGACAAGCAGGCCUAUCGGAUGGGAUGCGAAAGCUCUCAGAUCUGUUCCCUGUACAAGAAUGCGGAAACGAUAUUCGGACGCCGCCGCUACGUGUUGUCGGAGGAGGAAGCACGUCUAUGUUUUGAUUGCUGUAGUACCGAUGACUGUAACUCCGCUCUUUGCCCCUUCACUGCUAGUGGAACCACGACCUUCAAGCAAGCUGAUACUACAACAACCAAAAGCAUACAAACAACUGUUGCAGGAAAAACCGCUGCAACGACUACGGAGGCAACAACGACUACAGGCAGUGGAUGUCCCUCUGGAUUCGUGAACUGGAAGAUGUCCUGUUAUUUCUUCAAUUUGACAAACGCAUACUGGGCUGAUGGGAGAAAUUAUUGCAGAAGCAAUGGGGCAGACCUGGCUUCGAUAAACACCCCAGAGGAAGAUACCUUCAUAACCCAGCAGCUUGAAAGCCUUCAAGUGCCUGCAGAGGUCCGAGGGAUGUGGCUUGGUGGCACGUAUGAUGAUGUAAACAACAAGUUCAAGUGGCUGGACGGAAGUGACGUCAUGUACGGCCGCUUUAAGCCAGGUGCUCCCAGAAAACAGAUGGGAGAAUGUCUCUUGUUGAUCAACCCAACUGUUAAUGCCAUCUUUGCUGGUUGGCCUUGGGCUUCAGACAGGGGGUCAGCCUUGAAACGUGGUUUCAUUUGUGAAACGAAGCAAAUUGGUCUGUGAGUCAGGAAAAUUUGACAUCUGUGAGUGUAACAGUGAUAAGAGUUACUGUUCAUUAGUUUUACCUGAUGAUGGGGCCAGAACUGACUCCAAAACAGUGUGUCAAAGAAUAAAAAGAAGAUGAAAUC
Messenger RNA from Haliotis rubra (blacklip abalone), 1082 nucleotides. RefSeq names its product sperm receptor for egg jelly-like. NCBI's taxonomy places the organism in Eukaryota, Metazoa, Mollusca, Gastropoda, Lepetellida, Haliotidae. The transcript is spliced from 8 exons. The record is from RefSeq and is a predicted model, not a curated record. Bases 7 to 957 code for a protein of 316 amino acids.